AUGUCCAUGCCAGGACUUGUUGCGGCGUAUACGUCCGACUCUGAGGAGGAGGAGACACAUGAGAAAGAGAUUUCGCUACCUCCAACCAAGGCAGAAAAUUCUUCGCGUUCUUUUGUCGAUCGUAUGGGUCUACCAGCCCCGAAAAAGGCGGCAAAGACGGCGGAAAAACGUCAAAUUCUCGUGGAGACGGCGCCUACCAUUGCGCCUUCUCAGACAUUGCCGGUGGCCAAAAAACCCAAAUUAGACCCAGCAGCCAAAGAUGCCUCUCACUCCCUGUUAGGCAUGCUGCCUGCCCCGCAAAACUAUGGGGCUAAGCCCAAACCUGCCCCCAUUGAGCCACAAGAAAGUGUGCUGGACGACGAUGCUCGUUUGGUGAUUCGGGACGAAAAAGCAGUGAGUAAAAACAAGGGAAAUGAGGACUUUCGCGCCAUGCUAGGCCUCGCACCUAAGGGCCCUACCGACAGCAAGCCAAAGAAAGCGCCUGUGAUUGUGAAAGAGACCAAGCUUGAAGCGUCUGCACCUGGGCCUGAUAUGCCAACUUCCUCAUUACCGCCACCCACGAGAACAACGUUCAAUGCAGCGCCUGAAGUGCGUGAGAGCAAGAAAGAACGCGAACCUACUCCUGAUGUGGCAGAUGAUCCGUACCGCGGCUGGAAAUGUGACCCAGAUGGUACUUGGUACCCUGUGACGCCCGAAGCCCACGCCGCCUAUGCUGCGUGGGUUCGAGAACACCAAUCCGUGGAAGAGGCACGUUCUCUAGCCCAGGUACCUCGUCAUGCAUCUCUAGCAUCUUUUAAUGCCGCGGAGGAGAUGCAGCGUGCUCAGUCGUCUCGUCCAGGGGAUGUUUCAACAGCAUCGAAGCCUGUGCAGGAAAGCCUAGUUUCUGAAAAGCUUCGUACUGACAAAUUCACCAAUACGCGCGCUCGCUCGCGCGGCCAGCUCACGUCGUUGCUGGCCAUGGCGCACGAGAACAAAGCAGCCUUGGAAGAGCGAUGGGCGCAGGGCAAGUCCAAGAUGCGUGAGAACAAGAAGCGCUAUGGAUUCUGA
Messenger RNA from Malassezia pachydermatis, 1047 nucleotides. RefSeq lists its product as hypothetical. The transcript has a single exon. NCBI's taxonomy places the organism in Eukaryota, Fungi, Basidiomycota, Malasseziomycetes, Malasseziales, Malasseziaceae. The coding region runs from base 1 to 1047 and encodes 348 amino acids. The record is from RefSeq and is a predicted model, not a curated record.